AGAGGAAGAAAAUGAAAAAAUGCACCCUCACUACCUCCUUCUACGUUAUUCCCAUCUAAAGAAUAUGAGAAUUAGUAAUUGCUGUGGUUUGAUUUUGAUAAGUCUGCGGCUUCCUCUCACUAAAAAAAACCACAACCCCGUAGAGAUUCACAACCUCCUGUUCGUCAGGCGCUUUUCGCCUGUAUGAGAGGCAGUGAGGUCGUGGAGAAAAAUGUUAUACUAGACAACAUCAACAUGGUUCCGGUAGACAAUGGAGGCUGACGUAUUCGUUGUCUCAAGACCAUCGAUAUCGUUACUGAUUAGCCAAGUACUAGGACAAGGAUGACUGGAGGAGGCACAGACUCUUCGGUUAAGGCUGUACCUAAUAAGUACAUCUUUGGACAUCACAUCCUUGAUGAAAUGUAUGGGCGAGGAGUAUCCAAAGGGAAUACUCCCCCAUACUUUUCAAGGAUGCACUUGAAAGAUGAAUUGCGGACAGCUUUAAUUCGGAGCAGCAGCCUCGCUGCUUGGGAGGCAGCUCGGAACAGUGCUGCUUGAAAGGCCAGCGCAAGCACAGAUCGCCAACGUCGAAAACAGCACAGUUUACGAAACUAUUGAGUAGAUCCGCACUAGGAAAGGGUCGAGUACGAUCAAGCAGAAGUUCGUUUCACCGACGGAGCUCGAUAAGCUAUCCGCUUCUGAUUGCGGCGCAGACUUUCUUGGCUACAUUCGUGUCGUAUGUGCCAGUCACGACCUCGUUUACGCAUCGGACGGAGUCACGACCCUCAUUUUUCGACCUAUUUUCCCAGAAGAGAAAAGCGCGUGAGAAACAAACGGCUGCAGCUUCGCGCAUAAAGCAAAACGAAGCAUCUGCACAGCAUGUAUGAGACAGAGAUUGGGCCUACCUUUUCAAGUAAGCAUAUCGAUAAGGGAAUACCUUGAAGUCAAUUUGACAGUUCCUCUAACCCCAUACCCAAGCUCACCUGGUAAGAAGGAACCGAAGCUGACUGCGCACAAAAAGUCUGGAGGCUUGUGUCUGAAUACACUGCCGCCGUGCAACCGGAGGCAGAUUUUAGAGAACGACAGGCGGUUCUGCAAUGCAGAACGGAUUCAGUACUGUGGACACCACCUGAAACAAGUGCAGAUGGAUGAUCUGAGUUAUGUCUACGCGUUCUUUAACAUCAAGUAGGUCUUUUCUUGUAGCUUACAAUUACAGGAGUAUCUAAAUCGCAUAUGCACUGGUAGAAAAACUGCAAAACGCCAAAAAAUGUAGUUGAACUCUAAAGAUAGGCGGGAUCGAAUACCACUGAGUCGAGGUACAUUCCGAAACGCACAGAGGAUGCUCGAUCGCCGCGUCGCUUCGCCACCAAAUCAACGACACUUAUGACGGAGUGGUUUGAACUGAGAUAUAGAUAGGCAUACCUCAGGAUUUGUUUGUAUUUUUGAGGCCGGUGAUGUCUCGAACCAUUUUUCUGUAAGGAUUUACCAACAUGUUGACCAUCAUCUAUCAAAACAAGAGAGACCACAUGAUUGUGAAGAUAAAAAAUAUAACAAACUCUCUUUAUAUCUGUACGACUUGUUGAUAUGUGUUUCCUUCAUACCACUUACGGAGAUCGGUGCUGACCCUGAUUCGAGUAGUGAAGAAACGACUGCUAGUCCGGAAGCAAGGGAGGAAGGAGGAGACCUGUCCCAUCGGAUCCGGCCGUUGGUGAUCCUCGUGGCCGAUAAGCGGAACCACGUGUGCGGUAGCGAGAGGCUUGAGCCCUACGAAGAUGCCAAGGAAAACCGAGAGUACGUGGUGCAAUUCAACGUUAAGGAGCAUACAGAUACAGUUUUUCAUCACAUCUUUCUUGUGUGUGGUAGUUCUGCUGUGGACGGAGUGUUUUUCCUUGGUCUUCAUGGGUUCUUUUUAUCUUUCCGCAUGGUACUUGAUUGCUUAUUCUGGACUUGAUCAUCUAGUACAGAAUGGAGUAGCGGCUGCGUCUGCAGUAAACGACUCAAUAUCUUUCCGCAUUGUAUCCUCUCUAACAACGGUCCCCGACUGGGCCUCCCGCAUCUGAACGAGGGAAUCACGUGCGUGGGUCCUCCGGAAACAGGCUGUCCCGAGGUGUGCUACGAGGUGCAAAUGAGAAGCGGAGAGUGCUGGGGCAGUGAGGAAGUGCCGGUACCCGGCUCAGAGGGAGAGGAGGCAUUGCUCACGGACUUCGGCUGUAUGGGUCGAUGCGGGACCGGGUGUGUAGGCGACGACAUUGCAGUGCAAAAGUGUUCCAACUGGGGAAGAGACUGUUUGAGGUAUAAAUCAAGAAGGGGAAGAGACUGUUUGUCUCGGUUUCUUGUUGGAUGUAUAAAUAUUUAUACAUCUAGGUUUGUUAGGACGUUCCUUUCUUAGUGGACGUUCCUUUCUGAAGAGACUGUUUGUUGGACGAUAGUCAGUUUCUCUUUCGAUGGCUAGGCUGAUGCUGCUUGAGAAAGUGGCUUUACUAAUUGUCAGUCUUGAUUCGUUCCAGACUUUCCUAGUAGUCGCACAUUGACUUUUAUAUUUCUUAGUCGACUACUCAACGCUCACGCUUACCCCAUACCCGAUUCUUUCCAGGUACGACGUUUGCAGCUACAUGUAUGACGGGCAGUUAUACAAAGAGAAUCCGUUGUCGGAUCCCAACUGCGCAGACGAAUACUCGCUGAUCUUUGACGAUCUGCGAAGCGGUUGUUCACCCUAUGAAGACGACGUGGAUAUCUAUUCCAGGGACUACUGUGGCUUGCGGCCAGAGCACGCAACCCACGUCUGCUGGCAGAAGCAGCGUGCGAUCUGUAGCGCAUGCAGCGUCAUCGGUUUAAGGCAGCUGGGACCACGAUAGUCUCUCUUAAUAGAAUAUUGAAUUUUAUCACUUAAUUCUUUUACACCUUGAUUCUUUUACUAGUCCUAGUCAAUAGUAAUUUCUGUGUAUUAUUUUCUCACUUAUUACGGCGAAGGUUUAGGUCCAGCGACGCUCAAAGCACUAAAUAAAACAGCCGGCUAGUUUUUACCUCUCAAACUUAGGCGUAUCCGAUGAAGCAAAAUAUUUCAUCACUUGUUUUCUGUUUCAUGGUUGUGUACAAACAAGGGAGUCUUCUAAUCAUCGAUAAGCAAUUUUUUUCCGGCGAAAACAGGUGGCGACAGAAGUACGGGCCACGAGAUCCUAGCGAGUUUACAUGCUACUUAUCCGCGGGUGGGUCGAUGGAGUUCGAGGCCACAAACGUGGGUAAGGACGCGAGCGAUGCAGCUCUGUUAGGCAAAACAGUAGGUGAUCGUGCUGAGGUACUACAUGGAGGUAUCUCUGCUGCUAAGAAAUCUUCACCGGGAACUAACGAAACUGGGAAGAAAAAGGAUCACAUGGAUCAAGCUGCUAUUCCAGGACGUAGUGCGGCCUCCAGUAAAAAAGCCGGCGCAAGAAAAUCGAAGAAAGGAAGACGGAAACCGGUUAGCGCCGAAAUUAUUUUCAAUGCGGAGGACCCUGAAGAUGAAGAAGAUCCAGCGAAAUUGGAGAGAGAAAAAGCACUAGCUGGCGAAACCGAGGUAGCGGAAUCUUCGGAGAGCUCAGUUACGAUGAAGAGAAUUCGUGAUUCAACAUAGUGACUCAUUUCUUGUACUAAUUCAUUAGUACGUUUCGUACAACUCAUACUUCCUUGAUAAUUGCUAACCUAAGACUGCCUGUAUUUCUCGGCUCUUAUCUCUUGCUUACCAGUCAUUACCAGUGCGUUUCGUACACAAUGGCAGGCAUUGUUCGUGUCCUCCUCGUUUCUAGGAAUUGAUGCUCCCAGUAUUUUCUAAUUCACCAAAUGAAUAGAAUUGAUGAAGAUUCAGCAUACUUUUUGUUACUGAUAGUACUCAUGAUUCACCAUUAUAAUAUAUGGUUACAACUGAUAGUACUACUUCUGAACAAUCUGCAGAGAGCUCCAGCUCCUCUAACCUGCCCAGAGAGUGGGAAGCGCAAUCCACGGACACGAGUGAGGGCUGGGUCGCUGGUCCGGGUACAGAUUCACCAGAAGCGGCAACGAUGAUGGACUUUCCAGAGGCUUUCGCCCAUCUCUAUCGUGUACAGGAAAACCAUCUGCGCUCAAGUGCACUCGGAAUGUGCACCAAGGAGGACGGAAAGAAUCGAGUCACUGGGAGCGUAAGUUAUGCAGAUGGUUUGGGAGUAGAGGACUUCUGAACAGAACUGUAGUAGAAGACUCUCUGUACUUACUAAUACUACCUCAAGUACGUACUAGAGCAGGCCACUAUUAGAUUUCUGAAUAUCACUAGAUUAGAAUCAGAAAGCAUGCAUAAUGUCUAGGAAUAUUAGAACAACAGGAGAUUAGAAUCAGAAAGCAUGCAUAAGUUCGACGUAUAAUUGAGUAUUCACUCUUCAAAUAGGAAAAGCAAAUCUAUGCCCUUGAUCAUCCAAAGCAAAAAGCCCUUUUUCAUACUGCCGUGCAAGUCCGGAACGCCAAUGAUCCUUGGGAAAAAAGGGAAUUUUGUAAGAGAUUGAAGACAGCUAUCAGGACAGCUAUGGAGGCCUUUGUCGAUGCGGCGCAACUCGAGAGAGGGGUUCAAGUGCAAGUGGACUACUGCUCAUUUGACUCGAAACCGAUGAAGAGGAUUGACUUAUGUUGACCUACGCUACUAAACCCUAGAGGACUACAGACACGGGAUUACCAACAAAACUUGCCUGACUACCAAAAACAUGACUAGCUUUCAUCUCAUCUUAGAUUUAGUGCUUGUUUGAUACAUGUAAGAUUCUUGUUCUAGUACUUAUAUUGGGAUUUCGUCAUGUUCUUCUUCUUUGGGACCGCCCAAAACACAGGACUUUCUCUAACCUUUGGUGACAUUUACACGGAUUACACGGUCGAUGGACAAGCGUCGCCACCGGACGUGCCUCCACGACCCGCUUUUACCGCAGAGAGAGCGGAGCAUGAGCGACCAUUGUUGUCGGAAUCCACAGGGUCAGACGGCACGGAGAUGGCUCAAGAAGUGGGUGAAUUUGCUCAAUUGGUUUAUGGAAAGAGAGGCGAAGCGAAGAAGGUGAAAAUGGCAUCGAGAGUGGAGGAACAUCAGUCUUCAAGCAAAACAUCUGAAGAGAAAGCAUCUACAAGCAGUAGAAAGACAACUAGAAUAAAGUCAAACGUUCAUCAACAUGGAACUACAACAAGUAGUAGGAAGACAUCUUCAACAAAGAUGGAGUCUCAUCUUCAAGAUGAUGAACAUAGUACUAGGGAUGCGGAGUUUAAUACUAGGUCCACAGCCGCAAAUCGAAGGCGUGGCCGUUUCAAGAAGAAGAGGGCACAUUUUUUUCGAGCAAACGCUGAAGUCCAAUCUCACUCACAAGAUCAAGAUUCCUUCAGACCACGAGGAACCAAAUCUGUCAACAACAAGCACAGGGAAACACCUUCAACUUCAUUCGUGCAGCUAGUUGGAUCCUCUUCGGCCUCGUCGACAGCUGCAGCAUCGCGCACCAGCCAGUCCACACUUAGCGAAUCGGAUCCAUCACCCGUUUCCGCAGCCACGUCGACAUUUCCCGCUUCCAUGGCGAUUUUGAACGACGACCCCGUUGUGGGUAGCGGCUACUGCGUGGAGGCCAAGUCUUUGCCUACCAGCAAAGUGGUAGUGUCUCUCUCCCAAGUCGACCGGAAGCGACUAUUUGAGAGGCACGAGCUGGACAGGAAUGGUCUUUCACAACAAGAUCAUGAUCAAGAAAUGCUGCUACAAAGACAUCACGCGAUGGAAAAGCGGACUGAAAAUACGAGGAAACAUCUUCAUGCUAGAAGUUCUGGUAGGUCAGGACAAGGUGACGAGCAGCUACCUCCCAAGGGGAACGGGGGAGGCGGCGACGAGGAGUUUCGUCCGUAUACCCCAGGCCACCUGCCAGGUGUAGAGGGCGGACUAAUCCCACCGUAUCUUAUGAAUUCCACACGAUCAUACUGAAUUCCAUCCUUCUGUUUUGAUUUGUACUAUAGAUACUUACAACUCUAUGCUAAUCGUACUGAUACAUUGAUGCAAAAAUCAAUGUACUCCUUACUAUCUGGAAUCAGUAUAGAUAGUGCGAAAAUCAAAGUGCUGCUUACUAUCUGGAAUGAAAUCGCUGUCCUUGCUUCCGUAGAGGAACCGCAAAAAAAUUUCUCAAAGGUUGACAUUCUAAGCCUCAAAGCGAUUCAAGUAUACUGAAUGAUCAGGAGAUAUCUGGGGUAUUCGGUUUCCAAGGGGAUGAGCAGAUUAGGGCGCAGCAGGAAGAAGGUGGGACGAACGCUGGAGCCUUACCUAGUUUUGGGAUCUUAGAAGGAGACUCAGUUGCUGGUCUUGACGGUCUCGCAGCAAGAAGCAUUUCCGAUGGCCUGGACUGGUAUGUGGACCGAAGAAGUCCUCUAACGCCAACAUUUCAGUUAUGGGGAAGACUCAAGAAGUGUCUGCUCUCAUUCCACCUUUCCCUCUAGUUCAUUUCACGAAGAAGAUGUUGAGAACUACUGAUUCUAGAAGAAACAUUGUUCUACUGAUGUUGAUGAUAGAUUUUCCAUGUCUUUCUCUGAAUCCUGUUCUCCACCCCUAUAGAGGCUGCUUUCUUCAUAUUCUGCUUAUUUUCGGCACGCGGACAAGAAAGUGAAGGAUCCACGUGACUUGCGCGAGUCGCAGGCUAACGUUAAGGCUGUACCUAAUACAUCUUUCGACGCGUCCUUGAUGAAAUGUAUGGACGAGGAGUAUCCUGCUAAGGGAAUCCUCCCCCAUACUUUUCAAGGAUGCACUUGAAAGAUGAAUUACGGAGGACAGCGCUAAUAACGCAGGAGCCACGCCAAGGAUAGGCCGAACGUUGGACGUAGAUCUGUGCUACCGCGUGACUGGCUUCUCCUCCCACGCACCUGCCAUGCGCUUUGGCAUCGACUCGGAGCGUUUCGUGCACUGUCUGGAUCACCAUGUCCGCGCCACAGUCGAAGGAGCAGUUAUCAAUUCGGAAGUUCUGCCACAACUAAGAAAGGGUUGCUAAAGAAAGGGUUACUAAAAAUAGGAGUACUGGUAAAAAGGUUACUAAUAUUGGGGCUGACAGGACCACGACUGGUAAAAAGGUUACUAAUAUUGGGGCUGACAGGACCACGACAGCGCCGGCGCUUAGUUAGCAGUAGAUAAGUUCUUGCCUGACUUUUUUUUUUUCGGUUUUUGUUUUUUCUAGUUAGAUAUGCUCCGCCAACAAUAUUGGUAAAGAAAGUCAAAAAUUCGUAGAACUCAAAGAAGAUUCAGGGAAGUCGUAGGUCCAAUCCGAACGGACUAACAUCAUCAAAAUCAAAGAUCAUAUUCAGGCUCAGGCUAUCCAUCAUAGGAAUAGGAGGCCAUGCUCCCCUACUUAUACGAUCAACAUUCAUCUUCACAGAUAUCAAAUUUAUGUCUUAUCAGACCCCUUCUGACUCCUGGGGAUUCUGAAAAGAUGAGUUGAGAAGGUUGAUUUUGAUAGAUUACUUUAAAUCUAGUUUGAGGUUCUAAGACAAGGAGUAGCAGUAGAUAUCCACGUCUACAGGCACAGACACCAGGCAGUCCUUCCAGAUUCGGUUUUCGGGACCACAGCGUUGCAACUUGGAAGGGUACCAUUUAUCAUGAGAGCUAUAGUUCUGCUAUAGUUCUGCUAUAGUUCUGCAUUGAAAGCACAAGGCUUAUCCCCUCCUUACUUGUCAGAGGGGAUAAGUCUAAGAAUAGAGGGAAAACUAACCGGCUGCUUUACUGUAAAAUCGGUUAGCUUUCCCUGUAUUCUUAGGCUUAUCCCUUCUGACAUUGUAUUGAAAGUCAGUGACUGACUUGGUCAAAUCACUUUAACAUGCCUACUUCAUUCAAAUUAUACUUUUAGUGAGUCUUCCAACUCCCGAAUAAGUAUCUAUAAGGAUCAUCUUCACUUCAAUCCUUAGUGAGUCUUCCAACUCCCGAAUAAUAUAAGUGUAAGGAUCAUCUCUUCACUCCAGGUCCGCCCUCAGCUGCAGGCGCCGGAUUUGCCGCGAAUUACGAUUGCAGAGCUGCUGGAUUCACAGGGUAUGCUUAGUUAAGGCUAUCGCUGGAGCAUGCUCAGCAUCGUUGCUGGCUCAUUCCCAAUUAAGAAAGAGCUCAGAUGAGAUGUUCUGAGGAAAGUAAAUCCGUAUUAACCUCUAACUUAGACCAUCGUGGGACACUGAAGCUUUGCGAGCGUUCUGGAUGAGCUUGGCGCCAGGCAGUGUGAAACCACCACACCUUGUCGCAAAACGAGACGAGUCGAAUGAUAUGUGGGUUAUGAGAACAGUGCUGGUGAUGUGUAUCUCGUAGAAAAGCUUUAAAUUCUUAUAAUUUAGAUUUACAUCUCAGGGAAAAUGAUUCCAAGAGGCUUUUCUGCAUUCGGGCGUUAGGAGUGACACUUUGCAGCUUCAUAGUGAUGAAUAGUCUUUUUAGUCUUAGUCACACCUUUCCGUUCCUCUUGUUUUAUCUUCCUCCUUCGUCCUUCCUCCUCGUAUUUUUUCAUGCGUAGCGCUGGCGACGCAAGUUCGGGUAAUUAUGGUGCUGCCGGCAACGCGGAGGAGGCACGAGCAAGCAGCGGCGGGACAGCUAGCAAGGUUGGCGGUAGUGGGCAAACCGACGCACCUCCUCAACCAGAGAAAGUGUCAAAGGCUUUCGAAUUUGAGGUUCUCGUCAAUGGCAAUGCUCCGAAUACACCCUCACUUGUUUCUUCCUCCUCAACGCAAAAUUAAGGCUCAAACUUCAAUGGUCAUUGGGGUUGGUCACUGAGAUCGAAGAGGCGACCCCUUGAGAGAACAGUGGAAAACGAAGGGAAAGGAGGGGAGAGCUUUCUUUGGCGGGGGUUUCUUCCGUUCAGAGUCAGUGGCCAUUGAGUGCUGAGCUUUAACAAAAGCACCACGACCAAGACCAACGUCAUGGUGUGAGUCCUCUAUCCCUGGUGACGUUGGUGGAGAGCCGUGUGAGCGCGCGACACAACGCGAAGGAGACAGCUGGAGGAAAGAGGAAAACAUCUUCGAGUGCCCACCAUCUGCACCGGCACGGCAUUAGUACCCUGAACAGGAACAGCACAAGUUAUGAAGAGAAAAUCUGUUAUCAUUAAAUCAUGCUUUUCUUCUUCAGAAACUUGAUAAUGAUAACAGAUUUUCGUUUCAUACAAGUAACAGUGCGUCGAGUACCUCCUCUUCUAGUAAAUUGUUGCUCCCUCCGGUAAAGGACGAAUUUUUGGUGGAGCACGUAGUGUCCGGAACGAGCGGGCGAGAGUAUUGCGAUCGUGCGUUUGGAGAAAGGGUCGACAGCAAUAUUCGCUUGUUGCUACUCGAUUGUUUGCAGGAUACUGAGUGUCAAGCAGUGACGAUCAACCCUUCACUCACGUUGGGCUGGAAAUGCGCGUCGCAGAGAAUUUUAGACAGCGAAGAGGAAGCGGCCAAAUUAUGGCAAGUUGUCUUCUUCAGACACUAGAAAUAUAAUCUGGAUCUGGUGUGGUAGGUGGAAUCCGGUGUGCUACUAAGAGGUGGAAGAUAAGUGGAUAAUGAUCCUGCGUAGAAUUUUUACUUAUAUCUAUCAAUCCUCUUGAUUGAUUGAUUUCAAGAGGAAACCAUGGCCGAUAGAGGGAGAGUGAAGAUCAAGGAACCACCUAAAAAUGGAUACUACAAAUAGUGAAGAUUACCUCUGGACGAGGCGCUAAUCAAGCAGAAAAAGAGCCAAGAAGGCGGAAGCACAGCGGGUGGUGAUGAGGAGGACCCGGACGCCGCUAGUUCUGACGAUGACGCUGAGGAAGAGGCAAUGUCGCUGAGAAUUCGAAACUGUGAUAAGUAUUUUCUCCGUUACGGUGAGCUGAAGCGGGAGUGCGCACUCGGCUAUCGCAUCGUGCACCGCGACGGGCUGGACAACCCACGCGAACCGACUGCUGAGGAAAUGGCCAAAUACGUCAUCAAAGUAAACGCCACGAUCGAAAAUGCUGCUCUCGCUGCUCGCAAACUCACGAAGAAGAGGCUGUCAACCGCCGCGGAACUAGAGUUAUGGGUGUAGGAAAUGCAUCUCCAAAGUCAUCUGGACAAAGAAAAUAAGAAGGAAAACGGACCCAGAUGCUGAUCUGUGAGAUGCAUUCCCGAAACCUCUAAGAGAGGACGCAGCAGCCAAAGCGGGAGACAAGGAACCAGAAGCCGACACUGAUUAAGACUUGAAGAUCGAAUUCAUUUUCAGCUGUCAACAUUUUCCUCCGUGUCCGUUUCCUUAAUAUUGGGAUAAUUCUGAAGAAAUGAACUGAAGAAAUGCGAUAUUUUCAGCGCUAAAGUGAAGUCGAAGAGGAUAUAGAAGAUCCUCCGCCAGAUACCAGUGCGACAGAAGAUGAGGAAAUAAGUACUAGUGCCGAUGCAAACUCGACAACAGCGAGUCCAACAGCAGCAACGACGAGUCCUCCGGUUAGUGGAGGCGCCAGUCUUCUGCUACGAGUGAACGAAGGAACAGGUUUUUCGUUGCCGAGGACAAAAGACGAAGGGGCGGCAACUAAGAGACCAUCAGGAGAUGUUGAACAUCUUCGUGUAAGGGAUGCAACUAGUUCCACAUCGACAGGAAUUUCAUCGUCUCUUUCUAUGUACAACGGUGAACAAGAUGACCAUGAGCGUGACAACAACAUGAAGAUGAUGACAUCGUUAGAGUUGGCCUCUGCAGCCUCAUCUGAGACGGAAGAUGGCGGUCGUGGGGUUCAUUACUACAGAGAUCGCAAAAGGAAUUCUGGCAGGCCUUCUCCCGUUGUAGGGAUCUCGCGGCAUCGGGAUGAAAAUAUGGAGGUGAUUAGUAGUGCUACGAAUAGCCCAACAUCGAACACGACAGAUGGUCACGACAACGAUGGCGAUUCUACUGCGCCGUCAGCAGGCGGUACAGCGUCAUCGAAGUCGCCCGGCUCAACAGGUCAUGCAACAGCAGGGAAAGGAGCAGGAGCAGCGAACACGACUACCAUAGGGAAUGCUACUAUUAAGGCUACAAGAAAUCCAUCUUCACAGGCAUCUUGGUCCCGUUUUUGAAGGGAAAACGAGACCCAAGAUGCUGCUCAAGAUGGAUUUCUCUUAGUUCUAAUACUAUAUCCUCUGGCGCUGGCAGAACAGGACCACAAGGACCAGGAGCUUCUAACGGAACUACACAGAUGGCAACAAAUACCUCAGAGGACUCCUCAUCUGCAGCAGGCGAUGGGUCAGCCACUUCGGCGACUGCGACGGGUGCGAAUGGUGGUUCGUCGUCAGAUAUUGCGAGCACUGUUGCCGCUGAGGUGCUUGCAGAAGAUGAUGAAAGUAGCACCACUGACCCAUAUCCGGCACCGACGACAAGCACUCCAUUACGGGUGUAGGGAAUUCAUCAUCUCCAAAUGAGUCAUCGGAGAGAGAGAGAGAAAGACAAGAGGAAAAAGGGACCCAGAUGAUCCCUGAGAUGCAUUCCCGACACCUCUAACUCCAGCGCCGACGCUACAAAGUGUCCCGUUGCCGUCGCCCCCAACGAAAGAGAAACUGGCGAGACUAGCGAAUCUGACGCCCCUACAGCGACUCCUAUCUCGGUGGGAGACAUUACCUCUAGUCGACGUUUUGCUCGAUUAUGGUGCAGCUUCUUGAUUUGUAAUUACUUUGCGAUGACUUGUUUUUUUAGUAGAAGACAUUCAACUUCUUGUUGUAAAGGAAAAGAACUUGAGCUCUUCUCUACUAGAUCAACUUCAAUUGUUCGGUAUACUAGUAGAUGCGGGACUUGCAGGUGUUGAAGCAAGACUUGCAGAAGUUGCAUCACUGCUACAAACAUUACCAUGAUUUAUAAGUAAUAGAUACAAAAAUACUACUACUGUUAGUAAAUAAAGGACUACUCUGUGUCUGUCUAAGGAAUACAAUUACUUCUCACUCGAGUAGAAAUUCUAAGAUACAGCGAAGGCAGCCACGAAUCGGUUCUACUGCGAGGACGAGGACUUAGAUUUUCGAAGACGCUACCAAGAUGUGCGGGGAUUGAUUCGCGACUGUUGGGAGGACGAUAGGUGCAAGGGCUUGUUCGUGAACCCAGACAUGACACUCGGAUUUCAGUGUCACAAACGUGCUAGCUGUUUUACUUAAGACCAUGAAAGUUGAUUUUGUGAAGGGAAACCGCUUAUAAUUCCAAACACAAGUUGUAGAGAUCAAUCUUGAGAAGAUGGCUUUUUUUCCAAGAAGUAGAUGAUGAUUAUUUGGAAUUACAACAAAAUCCGUUUUUCUUACAAGCAAAUCCCGUUACCUCCGUCACAACAAAUCUAGUACCUAUCUAUCAAUCUAAGUACUUAUUUAUUAACUUCUUCUUCUAAUUCAGUCUCCCCUUCUCCGACCGUCCGAAGGUUUGCAGUACAGGAUGGCACAGCAUGCGGCGAGUGUCAGUCGACGAACCAGAAAAGCUGCCAUACACACUGCAGAGGGGACCGAAUGACUUCGCAGUCAAACUCAAGACUUCCGCUCAAGCAUUUGGUGCGAAGUACGCUUUCACAGUCGAUCCGCAGCGGUGAAAGAUCUUCAUUUAGUACUAGGAUCUUCAUAUAGUACUUCUAGCAUGCUCUCACUCCAGCACUCAUUGUAGUAAAAGUACUUUUUGAAGACCUGAAUGAACAGAAAAAUUAACGAUUGCCUCUAUGUGGAUGUGAGCAAUUUACCUAGUAAUCGAACAAGACAAGUAAUCAAACACGACAUCAACACUUUUGCUCACCUUCAAUAUCGACAUUCAAGCUUCUAGCACGAUAGUACGUUAAUACACCUAGUCAAUAUUCGUAGUUUGUUACACAUGACAUCUAGCGAUUCUUGAUUUGUUUUCGAUCUUAAAGUUAUACGGUUACCCCUAGUCUUAUCCCUAGAAGUUCUUUGUUUCGUUUUAUUUCUGGUUACGCACACUAGGUCUUACUCGGGGUAAUUCGGUAAGUUGUGAGUCCUUGAUGGUUUUCCUUAAAGUUUGUUUCGAAGUCUUCUAGCAUGUCCACUGUACAGAGAUGUUUUUGAAUACAUAAUUUAGCCAUGAUUGAUUACAUGUCCAGUUUUUUUCUGAUGGUGAUGAACAAGAGUGACAGAAUGUAUUUUUUCAUGACCACUAGUAGCGCAUGAUCAUGCCAAGCGUAUUUGUACAAAGAAAUGCAGAGCAGACUCCAUCACGCAGGUACGGCUAUCAGUUUCUGUGCAGGCAUUCAGCGACUCAAUAGAAGAAAAUGACAAGUGCAGUUGUUUCCAGAACCUAGUCCAAAC
This is a messenger RNA of Amoebophrya sp. A25, 13182 nucleotides long. Lineage: Eukaryota; Dinophyceae; Syndiniales; Amoebophryaceae. The record is from the annotation of a GenBank genome assembly.